This is a messenger RNA of Mytilus trossulus (common blue mussel), 5360 nucleotides long. Its product is annotated as C2 domain-containing protein 5-like. The coding region runs from base 117 to 3380 and encodes 1087 amino acids. NCBI's taxonomy places the organism in Eukaryota, Metazoa, Mollusca, Bivalvia, Mytilida, Mytilidae. Gene Ontology annotation, biological process: protein localization to plasma membrane; positive regulation of vesicle fusion; intracellular protein transmembrane transport. The record is from RefSeq and is a predicted model, not a curated record. The transcript is spliced from 31 exons. Gene Ontology annotation, cellular component: plasma membrane. Gene Ontology annotation, molecular function: calcium-dependent phospholipid binding; calcium ion binding.
UUCAAAAUGGUUUUACAAGCGAGCACAUGCAGACGAAACUCUUUCUUCGUUUAGUUGAUUCACUUGCAAAAGAAUAGUUAUUUCAGUAACAAUUACGUCUUGGUUAGAAUAAUAGGAUGCCUGGAAAGUUAAAAGUUCGUAUUUUAGCUGGAAGAGAUUUGCCAGUGAUGGAUAGGUCAACAGACCUUACUGAUGCGUUUGUGGAGGUAAAAUUUGGCAGUGAGACAGUGAAGACAGAUGUCUUUAAGAAAUCUUUAAAUCCACAUUGGAAUUCUGAAUGGUUUAUAUUUGAGGUAGAAGACAACGUUCUACAGGAUGAGCCCCUAGAAAUCAGAGUUCUAGAUUAUGACACCUAUAGUGCCCAUGAUGCAAUUGGUAAAGUUUAUGUUGACCUGAAUCCAUUGCUCAGCAAAGAAACUCCAAAUAUGAUCAGUGGAUGGUUCCCUAUCUAUGACACUAUGCAUGGUAUAAGAGGAGAGUUAAAUAUCAUUGUGAGAGUAGAAUUGUUUACGGAUGUUAAUAAGUUCAGACAGUCAUCAUGUGGGGUACAGUUCUUUAGUACUGCUGAGGUACCCAGUGGGUAUAGGCUACAAAUAAUUCAUGGAUUUGUUGAAGAGCUUGUGGUUAAUGAUGACCCAGAGUACAAAUGGAUAGAUAAAAUUAGAACUCCUAGAGCCUCUAAUGAAGCUAGACAGAGGCUCUUUUCUAGGCUGUCAGGUGAAUUGCAAAGGAAGAUAGGAGUGAAAGUUUUAGAUCUUGGUGGAAAUGCCAUUAUAGGUUACUACCAAUGUUUUGAUCUAGAAGGUGAAUCAGGAAUUGUAGCACGAGGUAUAGGGACAGUAGUUAACAUAGCUAAGAUACUCCAGCAACCUCCCUCACCUCAGGGGGUGUCACCACUACUGAAAGAUUUGAGGCUGUAUUCCAUUCCUCAUAGACACACCCAACAGAGUGUAACUCCGCCCACAAGAUACACCCAACAUAGUGUGACUCCGCCCUCUAGACAUCCACGUAAAAUACCCACUGCCUCUCCCCCUCCCUCUGCUCCACCUUCUCUGCCUGGCCAAUCAGCAUUUAGCUUUGCUUUCAGUUCCCCUGUGCCUGAGGAUACCUUGGCCCCGUCGUCACCUCCUGUCCAGCCUGUCAGAAGUACAACGUCUCCUGUCAAGAUGGUCCCGCCCUCACAGACCAACAGAAGAUCAUCAGACUCAGAUAUAAGUACCAACACUCCUCCUAAAGGAUCCAGUCUAACAGGAAGUAGUGGUAGUGGCAGUGGUAUAGGAAGUGGAGGCAAAUCUGUUUCCAAGUUAUCAGCACAGCAACCAAGUAUAGACUUGAUGGAAUACCCAUUUUUCACUAUGACUAGUUUUCCUGUAGGGUUUAUAUCACAUCUUGGUGGUGUUGUGUCUGCUAAGUCUGUCAAAUUAUUGGACAAGAUCCACAAUCCAGAGGAGCCAGAAACAAGAGAUGUUUGGUGGUUAGAGAUCAGGACAGAAAUCAGAUCACAUAUGAGGGCUAUGGGAUGUCAUGCUGUCCUUGGUUACACAGAACAAACCUCUAUCUGUGAUGAAAUCAUAGUUUUGUCAGCGUCAGGAACAGCUGCCAGAGUACAAGUGACCUCUGACCCUAUCCCAUCAGUCAAAUCUUCUACACAGCCACUGGUUCCCAGUAUGGAUAGGUUACAGUUAGAUAAAGAUAGGGAGAAGAGACUGUUUGUUGAUGUUAACCUAGCCAAUCAAGUGUCUCAGAAUAGACUAUCAUAUGAACAGGCAGAUGAAGCAUCACCGACAUUCCAGUGUAGUUUAUGUCAUAUACCCUAUAAAUCUACAUCCUUACCAUUUCCUGUCAACCUGUCAUCUUGUGCCAUCUGCAGAAAGAAGAAAGUUCCAGAUGUUCUUUUUACAACUAUAGAUCUACCAACAGAGAUACAAACCCAUGGAAAAGGGUCACUUAUACAAGCCAGAGUAUGUAAAGGCAAACUUAAAGCCAAAGGUGAACUCAGUGCUAAAGAAGUCAGUGAUAGUCUGCCAUUUUUAGAAUAUGAACUACAUAACCAGUUGAUGAACAAAUUAAAGUUACGAGGGAUGAAUGGUCUGUUUGGAUUAAGGAUACAGAUAUCUGUAGGAGACACCUACCUUAUUGGUAUAGCUACUGCCACAGCUGUGUUCCUGUCAGCCUUACCACCUCCUCUUAUACCUAAAGUAUCGGGACCAGUAACAUCAGACAGAGAGUGUAACCAGUUAAAUGAUUUACAGAAGAAAAUCACAGAAACAGUUCAAAGAAACAAAGAAAUUCAUGAAUUAAAUAAUCUGGACACGGGUCAGACUAGUCCUAGAAGUUUAUUGACAGAUGAUAGUGAGGAUGAUGUCUCCGAGCUGGAACUAUCAACAGGGAACAAAGAUACAUUCAUUUUAGAGGUGGAUGACACUAGGGACCAAAACAUUGCCUCUUUACUGAGGGACUCUGUCUUACCUGAUUGGGUCCAGAUGUGUAACACACAGAAAAUGCCUGGGACUACUGACCAAAAUAUGAUUUGUAAUCUACAGAUGUUUACCCAGGUUUUGCGGAGAGAGUUUAACCCUGCUGUAACAAGUAACAGUGCACUGUCAGAUAUGUUUGAAAACCUCAUUAGGAAAAUUUGUUUCAAGUUGAGAAAAAUGGCUCCCUGUUGUGUGUGUAAUCUGGACUUUAACAUAGACCUUCCAGAGGAAAACGAAAUACAGAUAAACCUAACAGGAGUGUGUAUUGGUUUAUCUGAUGUUUCCACCAGAACUUCUUCUGUACUUGAUUUACCUACCGUCAGCAAAAGUAGUUUGCUAAAAACAGCUGUAAGUGAGACAAGUAAAGGAAGUGAACAAGAAGACAUGAUGUUUCAGAUGGAAGAGUUGUCAGACAGUUCAUCGAGUAGUAUACAGGGGCUUCUGAAGGGACCAAAGCAGACAAAAUCAGAACAAACAAGAUUGUUCCCUGUGGUAUUUCCAAAACAUCGAGUUGGUAUUGAGUUGACACCUCUGCCAUAUAUUCCUAGAGGAAGGAUUGAGAGAUACUUAGGGCACUAUAACUUCUUCUUUAUCAGAGAAACUGGUUCCCUAAGAGAGAUUGGUGGCCUUGGUGGAUUUAUGCAAAGCUUUAUAGCUGAAGUGUUAGCCAAUGUCAGAGCCACAGUGGCAGGAUUGGGUGGCAAUGGUAUGGUGGCAUAUAGGAUGACAGAAUGUGUUCUGAUGUGUAAUCCACAUAAAAAUCAGGCUCAGUGUUUAAUCAACAUACGAGGAGAUACAGUCAGUUUUAGUUAUGACAGUGAAAUAUACCAAGUGUCGUCUGAACCAUCAAGAAAAAACAGUGACUCACCAAUAAUCAUAAAUACGGAGAGGAUAAACAGCUGAUUGUCAUGUGAAUUAUUAUUAUGUGAUCCUCAUGUGAUAUUUGUUAUAAGAACAGCUCAAAAAUGAAAAUAAACAUCAACAUUGUGAACAAAUCAAAGCAUAUAAAACGAUAAGAACAUAUUUAUAUGCAUCUUUGUUAAAUGAUUGGUUAUUUUGUAAAUACAUUUGAAUAUGCAGUCACAUAUAUUGUAAUAACCUUUCAAUUUGAUAUGAACAUGAUUAAGACCAAAAGUCAAAGAUUUUUCAUAUGCUUCUCUGUUAAUUUUGUGUAAUUCAAUGUGCAGUUGUAUGUUUUGUAAUGACCUUAAUAAGACAUGAGCAUGAUUAAGACCAAAAGUCUGUCUAUCUAUUUAUAGGAGAUUGGAGUAAACUUUGAUCUUUAUGUUGUAAAUUAAGACUUAGAAAACAUGUGUGGCUUGGUGUUUUCUAAUGGGAUAUAUUUUCAUAAUAUAUUAUGAUUCCUGAUAUGGAAUAAUAGUGAUGCUAAGUUUCAUUUGAUAUUCAGGAUCUACUUCAAUUGGAAUUACUGUUAAAAAUUUAUUUUCAAUAUAUCAAAAAAAGUACAAAUGGCUUAUAGUGAAUAGAAAUUUCAGUGCUUUAUUCUUCAUUAUGAAAGUGGGAUUUACCAGCAAUGAUUUAUUUGUGAUUGUAAGCAAAAUAAAUAAAUUUACAAUAAAUAUCAUUAUUAGAAAGAAAAAUAGUGUAUUAAAAGUAAAAUAGCCCAUUCAUAAAUAGUAUAGUCCAUUCAGGACAUUGGACAUGAGGAAAGCAAGCUAGCUAUCAUACAUUUAAAUUAGCUCUGCCCAAAACAAACCAGGUAUAUCUACAGGUAGUUAAAUGACCACCUGUUGAUAAUAGCUCUCACAAUACCUAUUGUACAGUUUAAAAGGACAAAUUGUGUUGACAAUAUUUUAUCCAGGUAACACUGUAGGUAUUAUAAUACCCCAAAGGUGAUCGGAUAGGCACAGUAAUUUAUAUAAAUAAGAAGAUGUUGUAUAAGUGCCAAUGAGACAACUUUCCUUCCAAGUCACUAUGUAUUAAAAGUUUGUGAAUUAACAUUGUAAUGAAAAUCAUUUUUUGUUAUCUAGUCAAUAUUAAUGUUUUGACAUUAUUCAGAAAAGCCUUCCCCUAGAUUUUUAUCUACUUUUUACAUAUACAAUUUUUUUUUUUCACGGCAAAGUAACUUGUCAUGGUUGUGUUCUGUUUUACUGCCAAUUGACAUGUGUUGUGUAAUGUGUAAUUAUCCUUUGUAAAUAGAUUUAUCUAUAUGUGUAGCAAUUGUUGCAUGCCUUUAUGUAUAAAAUAUGCAGAAGUUACAAACAAUUUCAUAUAAGAAAAAGUUAUGAUUCAGACAAUAAACCAAGUAUAAUAGACUUGCACAUCUCUAAAAACAACAAUUUAAAUUGUUUCAAUUUUUUGUAAGUGCAACACAUUUUUUCUUGAAAUUUGCCAAUUAAGAAAAGCUUUUAAAAGCUGAUAACUGGUAAUUAUAUUUCUUAAAUUACAAUCGAAUACAUAUGUUAUAUGUUCAAAUUUGCAUCUACCUUGCCUUUAAUUGUAGAGCUCAUUUUCUCUUUUUUUCACAUUUCCCAACAAAUUGUGAAGAAAUUGUUCUCCUCGCUAGCAAAUGAUUAGUCAAAAUUUAACUAUGGCAUCAUUUUUUUUCUGAAUUACUUACGUGACAUAUUGAAAACUAGAAAUUUAAUACAUGUUCAUUUUGAUAUAAGCUUAAAGAUAAAUUUGACCAAGACUUUGCAGAUUUCAAACACAGAAGUAGGACUGCUUGAGCAGAACAUAUCUUUUAUUCAUAUUCCACAGAAACAUACAAUUUAGAUAUCAGACGGCAUUAUGUUAAUUUUUACACAUGUUUUGUUACAUGUAAUACUCAGUUGUUAUGUUAUCUGAAUAUUCAUUAUUUUUUUAUAUCAGUUUAUAAUUAGAACUACUGUAUGAUGUGAAUACAAUAAAAGUAAAUUUGAA